This is a messenger RNA of Salpingoeca rosetta, 582 nucleotides long. RefSeq lists its product as uncharacterized. Lineage: Eukaryota; Choanoflagellata; Craspedida; Salpingoecidae. The transcript has a single exon. The record is from RefSeq and is a predicted model, not a curated record. The coding region runs from base 1 to 582 and encodes 193 amino acids.
AUGGAGGAUGCUACUCAGCCUCAACCACGGCAGUGGAACCGGAAGCCCGUCGACCCGUUGCCCGAUGCCAUGGUGCACGAAAUCCUAUCUCAAGAUCCUCUGACGUCUGUCAUUCGCAUACUCAAAUCCAGCAACCCAAAGAAGUCACCUGAGUUUGUGCCGAAGGACGGCGUUCAGAUUGAUGAGGAUGACCGCGUGACUUUCACAUUCUCGACUGUCGCGUCGCACAUCUACACGUCUUCCUCGGCACUCGUGCACCACUUGUGGGGUAAGCUGCACAACUUUAGUUCGUGUGUUGUUUUCACCACGCCGAACCUCACUCCAACCCAAGUGUCGCUCGACGUGAUGGUGACAGUCAAGACAAUCGUGGACAACGAAAACUACAACGGCCAUGCAAACAUGAAGAUAACCCUGGAAAUCGAUCCCGGCAGCACUUACGCACGUAAUGGCAAGACAGAUAAGAAAUGGAUUCCCGUUUUGCAAGGUUUUGUUCACAACUUCGUUUUCAAGCACCUGUGCCCCAAUCCUGUGCGUGCUGUGUCACUUGAUGAUGAGUCUGUGCCGUACUCUUCCUCGGCAUAG